AUCAUCGAUACCCCUUACAGACCAGGUGGUCGUGGCUUUAAAGCCAGUGCUAACGGAAAGGAAACGGCCACAUGCCGGCAACGAAAACAGUACUGGAAAUGCUACAGUGACGACAACGGAAAUGGCAUAGUAACGACGAGCCGCGCGAGCCGUCCGAUGCGAGCUACGCGAGCCGUCCGAUAACUGAAGGAGUUCUCUGCCUGCACUGCAUCUUCAGGCUUGACACCAUCGCUCCGCCGCUGCAUCCCCUCUCCCCCCCUUGUGCCCUCCGCCGCUGACCCACUCUCCACGACCACCCCUCCCCACCGCUCCGCCACCACGUUCCCUCUCCCCACCUCGUGCCAUCCGCCGCUGCCACCAUCCCCACGGCCACCCCUCCGCCUCGGCCCCCCUCCCCACCGGUCCGCCGCUGCGUCCCCUCUCCCCACCUCCUGCCCUCCAUCGCCGCCCCCUCCACAUAGCCACCGCUCCCCUCCCCACAGCCACCGCUCCCCUCCCCACAACCACUGCGCGAGUUCGAGGAGGGAAGGAGGAGGAGAAGCUGGACGGGCACACCCAACCACCACGGUCGCCGUCGUCUUUAUUGAAAAUUGAUAUGCACUUCUAUGUAUGUCAGACUAAUUCCAGGGUAUUCCGGACAGACCAACCUGAUUAUUGCAUCAUUAAUCAGGGCGAAAUUCCGGACGAAUUCAGACAUGAGAGCAUGAGAGCCUGAAUUCAUCAUUAAAAGUCUUGUUCGUAGGCCGCCCCCUGCAUUUCGCCCAUGAUGAACCAUUAGUUAUUUACGUACUUAUGUCUGGUUUGCCUGCUCCCCUGCAUCCUUCAUCACCCUUCUUGGUUUGUAGCAGCUUCUAUGUCACUCCUUGGAAUGUAACAGAUUUUAUUCCAGACUCAUAAACUAAAUUGGUGCAUUCAGUUUGUAGUAUUUUCUUUAUAAAGUUUCAUCUUCUAUUUGUCAUCUUGGCUUGAUCAAAUAAACAGGGAAGACAACAGUGUUUAUUUGAUGUGAUAGCUCUUACAACCUGUAUUAAGUGUAUCUUUCUAUUAGAAUCGAUUGAACUGGAACUUGAAUUGUUACUGCAUCCAUAUGUGUGCCUUUGCUGUCAUUUACUCUGUACAAUUAUCUUUCUAGUUGAAUCAAACUGGAACUUGAAUUGUUGUUGCAUCUCUCACGUGUGCUUCUCUGUCAUUUACUGUGUACAAUUAUUGGCUGUGAACUGAUCCAAUUAUUUCUGGAGGCCUACGCUGUACAAUUAUUGGCUGUGAACCGAUCCAAUUAUUUAUUUGUGUACUUGUGUGUGGUUUGCUAUAGCGCAAAGCAGCCUCGUUAGGACAGGAAGCCACUGUACCCAACAUUGCCUCCUCCCUGAAGCCGGAGAACCCCCGCUGCCGCCGGAAAGGAGUUCAACUCGCCACCUCCCCGACCUCCUCGCCUCAUCCUUGACCUACUCCAUCCGAGCCUGAGAAAGCUGCAGCGACCACCACAACAAGAAGGGGCAUUUAAAUAACACUUGUUGAAAAUGGAUAAGAGUUGGAUGGAGGAGGACAGACCCAGCCAAAAAUACAUUGAUGGUGUAAAAGGAUUUAUACAAUUUGCUUUUACCCAUGCCUCAACAAAAGGGAACUCAAUAUUAUGUCCUUGCAAGAACUGCUUAAAUAUCUAUUGGCUUGAAGCUAGUAUUUUGCACGAGCAUUUGAUAUGUGAAGGGUUUGUUAGUGGGUAUAGAACAUGGGUAUAUCAUGGGGAGGCAUCAUCACCUCUUUCACUUGUUAGGGAUGUUGAUAUAGAGCUAUGUGAUGAAGAAGUAGAGGAGGGGAUGAUUUAGAAGAAGAUUGUGAUGAAUUAGCUGGAAUGAUUAGAGACAAGAGACAUGAUUUUGGUGCUUUGAGUGAUAAUGAAGAUGAUGGGGGUCAUCAUGCCGAUGAAAAUGACCCUUUUCAGUAGUUAGCAGGUGAUGCAGCAGAAGAACUAUAUCCAGGUUGCACCUGUUUCUCAAAGCUUCGUUUUGUUGUGAGAUUACUCCACAUCAAAUCUCUUGGAGGGUGGAGGGAUAAGAGUUUUAAUAUGCUCUUAGAGUUGCUGACAGAAGCCUUUCCUGAAGGGUCAAAGUUACCUAAAAACUUUUACGAAGCUAAAAAGAUGAUAAGAUGCCUUAGGCUUGAUUAUGUUAGCAUCCAUGCAUGUGAUAAUGAUUGCAUCUUGUUUUGGAAGGAGCAUGCAAAUGUUGAUUCUUGCCCUACCUACAAAGCCUCUCGCUGGAAAACUGAAAAGAAGAGACCUGAUGGGAGACAAGGACACAAAACCCCGAUGAAGGUUCUACGCUAUUUCCCAAUAACAAAGAGGCUGCAGAGACUGUUCAUUACGGAAAAGAGUGCAAAAGACUGCAGGUGGCACGCCGAUGAUCAUAUAAAAGAUGGGCUUCUAAGACAUCCAGCAGAUUCUCCUGCUUGGAAGCAUUUUUAUGCCAUACACACUGACUUUUCCAAAGAUAGUCGCAACCUGAAGUUGAUUAUCACAUCUGAUGGCUUUAAUCCUUUUAGGAUGAUGAAUUCUACCUAUAUUAUAUGGCCAGUUAUUGCAAUUCCAAUAAAUCUUCCUCCUUGGUUGUGCAUGAAGCAACCAAACUUCAUCCUAUCAUUGUUGAUUCCUGGCCCAAAGUCACCUGGGAAAGAUAUAAAUGUUUAUUUGGAGCCACUUGUUGAUGAGCUAGAUUCUUUUUUUGAGAAGGGAGUCCGAACAUAUGAUGCCUUCAAGAAAGAGCACUUUCAGUUGCAUGCUGCCGUUCACUCAACUAGUAGUGACCUCCCAGGUUUAGCCACUCUAGCCGGAAUUGCCACCUCUGGUGAGUAUGGUUGUCCCAAGUGCCACUUACUUGCUCAUUCUGGAUGACCAAAGGCAAGAAAACCUGCUAUAUGGAUCAUCGUAGGUUCUUAGGUCCAAACCACAGAUAUAGAACAACGGAUAAGGCAUUUUUUAAUGGCAAGGUGGAAUCUAGGACAGCGCCUGAUCCACUUACCGGAGAUGUAGUGAAUUCCCUUACAGAGAACAUUCACACUGUAUUUGGAAAAGACCCUAAAGGAAAACAAACCAUAAGAAAACGUAAGUGUGGCGAUCCACCACAAAAUUUCAAAAGGAGAUCCAUUUGGUUUGAGUUGCGCUAUUGGAAAGACUUGUUGCAGCCUCAUAAUAUUGAUGCCAUGCACAUUGAAAAGAAUGUGUGUGAUAACAUAAUGAACACACUACUGGGCAUCGACGGGAAAACAAAAUAUAGUAUUAACUCUUGUCAAGACCUUAAGUUGCUUGGAAUAAGGAAGGAUCUUCAUCCCGUUCCAGUUGGCAAGGAUACAUUUGAUUUGCUUCCUGCCCGAUACUCAAUGAACCCUAAGGUGAGGAAGCUAUUUUGUCGAGUUCUGAAAGGAGCCAGGUUCCCAUAUGGUUAUGUGUCCGACAUACGAAGGAAUAUCGAUGUUAAGAAGAAGAAGAUUAUUGGGCUGAAGAACCAUGACUGCCAUAUUCUGUCGCAUCAAUUGUUUCCACUAGCAGUUAGGAAAACAUUGCCGGAGGGAGUUAGUGCUGCAUUGAUCCGUGUUAGUAAUUUUUUCAAGAAAAUAUAUUCCACGGUCAUUUGUAUAAGUGAUAUGGAGAAGCUAGAGGAAGAAAUAACAGAGACACAGUGCAUUCUUGAGACCACAUUUCUACCAAGUUUCUUUGAUAUGAUGGUCCACCUUAUGGUUCAUCUUCCACUCCAAGUGAGGCUAGGGGGCCCAGUGAAGUACAGCAGCAUGUUCCCUACAGAAAGGUUUUUGUGCACCUUGAAGGGGCAUGUUCGUAGCAAAAGCCAUCCUGAAGGGUCAAUUGCAGAGGGUUACAUUUUUGAUGAGUGUCUUAAUUUUUGCUCUUGCUAUUUAGAAGGAGUUGAAACCAGAUUUAGUAGAAAUGGAAUGAAUGAUGCUCCUGAGCCAGAGUCUAGUAGUAUGCCUUUCUUUAAGAGCAAUGGACAUUGUGUGGCUUCACAAUGUACUAUUACCUUAGAUCAAAAGACAUGGCUUCAAGCACAUAGAUAUGUAUUGUUCAAUUAUGACAACAUAAUUCCAUACUUGAGGUAUAUUAAACUUUUUUGUUACUAGAGUAUGUGUUUGCAUUGCUGAAUGAUUUUCUUAGCUUACAUAUGUAUUGACUUCCCGCAGCAAGCAUAAAUAGUAUUUACUCUCAAUUGGCUAUCAAAAUGCCUUGAUUGAAUUUUCAAUUUUGAAAUGGACAAAACCUAUUGUGUAACUACAAGAAGGAAGCUUCAAAAAGUGCCAGGGCAGCUAAACUGCCGCAAAAUUCAUCCCGGCAAGGAAGGUGAUGUUGAUUGUCUCCACGACACGCGGUAGAGAAACUGUCGGCAUGUGUUAUCCAGGCAGGCCGGUGGCCUGCCGGGAAUGAUAGAAAAGAGGGCAAUUGAACCGUCGGGGAAUAUUUGCCUGCCGGGAAAGACUGUUCCCAACAGGUGUAUUCCGGACAGGCCGGCCUGCCGGCAGUCCAAUUGUUGUUUAUAGUGGCUUGUCCCGGCAGUUGGUGCGCCCUUAGAUUCUGCUCGUGGUUUAGGGUCGGAAAAA
Hordeum vulgare subsp. vulgare (domesticated barley) is the source of this 4602-nucleotide messenger RNA. RefSeq lists its product as uncharacterized. The transcript has 4 exons. The record is from RefSeq and is a predicted model, not a curated record. Bases 2887 to 4128 code for a protein of 413 amino acids. Lineage: Eukaryota; Viridiplantae; Streptophyta; Magnoliopsida; Poales; Poaceae.